This is a messenger RNA of Phacochoerus africanus (Common warthog), 900 nucleotides long. Its product is annotated as PWWP domain-containing DNA repair factor 3B-like. Bases 1 to 900 code for a protein of 299 amino acids. The record is from RefSeq and is a predicted model, not a curated record. NCBI's taxonomy places the organism in Eukaryota, Metazoa, Chordata, Mammalia, Artiodactyla, Suidae. The transcript has a single exon.
AUGGUCUGGUUCAAGUUUCAAAACCACCCGUUCUGGCCAGCCGUGGUGAAGAGCGUCAGCCCGGCAGAGCAGACCGCCAGGGUGCUUUUGAUCGAGGCCGACAUGCCCCGGGAGAGCAGCGGCAUCCGCGUCCCUCUGCGGAGGCUGAAGCACCUGGACUGUGCAGGGCGAGAGAAGCUGCUGGAGCGAGCCCGGAAGGUGUACGGGCAGGGCGUGAACUGGUGCUUCUCCCUGAUCUGCCACUACCGAGACGGGCUGGGCCGCGGCUCCUUUGCGGGCUCCUUCCUGGACUACUUCGCCGCCGACUGCAGCUACCCGCUGAGGAGAGCCAUCCAGGAGGGCCCCCUGCGCGUGGACUUCCCGAAGGUGAACUACGCCGACCUGGAGGAUUCCGAGGACGAGGCCGCCCUGGGCGGGAGGAAGAUCCUCCCGGACCGCAUGCGGGCUGCCCGCGACCGAGCCAACCAGAAGCUGGUGGACUUCAUCGUGAGGAGGAAGGGGGCCGACCCCCAUCUCCUGGACAUCGUCAAAGGCAGGAAACGCUCCAGGUGGCUGGCAUCGUUUCUCAGGUCGGGCAGGUACGUGAUCUGCGUGGAGACCUACCUGGAGGACGACGAUCAGCUGGACGUCGUGGUGAGACACCUGCAAGACAUCUACCGGGAGAUAGACAGGAACGUGCUGGCUCUGACCCGGGACGACAAGGUGAGCUUCGUCCUGGAGGUCCUUCUGCCCGAAGCAAUCAUCUGCUCCAUCGCCGCCCUGGACGGACUGGACUACAAGCAGGCGGAGCAAAAGUACCUGCAGGGGCCCCCCGUGCGUUACCGGGAGAAGGAGCUCUUUGACCGCAAGGUCCUGAGGGAGCUCAGCAAGAGGUCCGCCAGGAGGCUCAGGGCUAAAUGA